AUGUGUAGAUGAAAGAUGCCCAUUUUAUGGAUUCUUGGAGGUAUUGCUUGUGUGACCAUGAUGAUUGUACUUUUGCGACCCGGUAUAUUAAUAUUCAUACUUAUUAUAAGUAUAUAAUUUUUGGUAUUUCACAGUGUUUAAGGCAGCACAUACGAUAUUAUUUACCUUACUCCAGUUGUUAUUGUCAUUGGCUUUGCCUCUAAAAUAAAACUGAUGUCGUUUGUGGAGUAUAUACAUUUUGCUCUGCUCUCUAUUUUUGUCAUACCAAGAAACUGUGCAUUCAUAUUUUUAUUGAAGAUAAACAAUCUACUGAAGGAUUGGAGGUCUUUCGAAAUAUAUUUCAAAAUCGGACAAAUUUUGCAUUUGACGUUUUUAUUAGGUAAGCAAUUAUGUUGUGGUAAUCAUAUAUCUAAUGUUAUUAGUGUUUUCAUGCUUUUGGCUUCUGUUUAUUUUGACCUAUUUAAAUGAAACGAAUGGUUCGGGCUAGUGCUAAUGGAAAUAUUAGGAGAACGCUUGGGCCAACAAUUAUGCCGGAAAACAGUUUAUAAAGUUACAAUUCCAUUCAUCGACAACGUGAUUAGCUGAAAAUUUAAUGCCAAACUUCUGAUGAAUGAAAAUCACCGGAAAGUUUACCGCUGGCAAGCCCUUCUAAUAAGACACAUUGUCUAGCCGAAGGAUAUGGCCAAA
Messenger RNA from Drosophila sechellia, 687 nucleotides. RefSeq lists its product as uncharacterized. The transcript has 2 exons. NCBI's taxonomy places the organism in Eukaryota, Metazoa, Arthropoda, Insecta, Diptera, Drosophilidae. The record is from RefSeq and is a predicted model, not a curated record.